AUGGAGAGCUCCGGAGAAUGCACUAGCCCUUACACAGAUGCUAGCCCUAGCUUUUUGGCAAUGCUUCAGGAAGUGGAGCCUCGGGUGGCUCGUCGUCGCCUUUCUCAAGCCCGACACCGUGCAAAGCUGGCAGGGCUUUUCAAUCAUCUACGAGACACAGUAUACAUGGCUAAACAUUUAAUAUAAAUUGUAUUUUACUUGAAGUGGCAGGUGCUGCGUAAGGCAAAGAAUUACAUCUUGGACUUAGAAAGAAAGCUAGAAAAUUUGCUGAAACUUAAAGAAGCAUAUCACUUGGAAGAUGGCCAUCCGUCAAACUUGGAAGAAGUAAAAGAGCAAUACAUCAAUUACUACAAGGAGCAUUGUGACCUGGCAUCAGCAAACCUACCUGGUCAGACAAGGAUGGCGCUUUGGCAAUGGCUGAGAGAAUACAGAGGCCAUCCUGCAGAGAGUGAUCUGAAACCAGUUAAUUCUCAGACUCCUUUGAAAUCUUCAACAGAUCUCAUAGAAUUUGAAGGCUAUUUGAAUUUUUACAAAGAAACUGUGGACCUUUUAGUGGAGAACAGGAUAGUGUCUAUGGAACAGAUCACCCUCCCCAUUGUAUCAAAAGCAAUUGCACACCUCUGGCAGAACAUGUCUGGGGAGAAGAAGACAGACAUCUUCAAAAAAUGUUCUCAAAGUGUGUGUUUGUCCCUAGGAGAGCAAAUCUCCUUGCAGCUCCCUUUACAGAUGGACUGUACUAUGAGGGACAGAGCUUUAGACAGCCAAGGAGCAAGUGGUUCAUCAGAAUCCAAUCAUGAUGAGAUGCUUUUUGAAGAUGCAUUUGAUUUAGCUUCUGGAUUCAUGGUAAAACCAGAGCUGAAUGCUCUAACAGGAAUAAAACGGGAAAGCAGGUAA
Molecule: messenger RNA, 894 nt
Organism: Rhincodon typus (whale shark)
Lineage: Eukaryota; Metazoa; Chordata; Chondrichthyes; Orectolobiformes; Rhincodontidae
Product: stimulated by retinoic acid gene 8 protein-like
Exons: 6
Biological process (GO): cellular response to retinoic acid; meiotic cell cycle
Source: RefSeq, a predicted model, not a curated record